CUAUGCUGAGGGAGGAGGACGUUAUGGUAGUGGAACGCGGAAGUAAACGCGAGUGCGUCACUUCCGGGGCGUUGCCGAGAUGGUCAUGGCGGAGGGUACAGCAGUCCUGCGGAGGAACCGUCCGGGAACCAAGGCGAAGGAUUUUUACAGCUGGCCUGAUGAGUCGUUUGAGGAGAUGGACAGCACUCUGGCAGUGCAGCAGUACAUCCAGCAGAACAUUCGCUCUGACUGCGCCAACAUCGACAAGAUCCUGGAGCCUCCCGAGGGCCAGGACGAGGGCGUUUGGAAAUACGAGCACCUGAGACAGUUUUGUCUGGAACUGAACGGCCUUGCUGUUAAAUUACAGGGAGAAUGCCACCCUGACACAUGUACACAAAUGACAGCUACAGAGCAGUGGAUCUUUCUGUGUGCUGCACAUAAAACCCCUAAAGAGUGUCCUGCUAUCGACUACACGAGACACACGCUGGACGGAGCCGCCUGUCUUCUGAACAGUAACAAGUAUUUUCCCAGCCGGGUGAGCAUAAAGGAGUCAUCGGUGGCAAAGCUGGGUUCGGUCUGCCGCCGCAUCUACAGGAUAUUCUCCCACGCUUACUUUCACCACCGCCAGAUAUUCGACAAGUAUGAGGAUGAAACCUUCCUGUGUCACCGGUUUACUCGAUUUGUAAUGAAAUAUAACCUGAUGUCGAAGGACAAUCUGAUCGUGCCCAUUCUGGAGGAGGAAGUGCAGAACGCUGGCUCUGCCGAGAGUGAUGCCUGAGGACACGCGCGCACACACACACACACACACACACACACACAGUACAAGUUCAAGCAAAAAUGCUAUCAUUUGUGAAUCAACGCUAGUGGUUGCCCAUUCACAGGAUCUCAUUUUUGCAUAACGCCACUAGCCACCUUCAUUAAUCAUCGGCAGUGUUAGGAUUCUUUGAGUGAGGUCUUCCGUUAACACGUCAUAUUGCUAACAUAAAGUACCUCACCUAUAUUAAUGCACAGCCUCAUCUAUAACACAUUGUUUUGCAUCAUUGUGUUCAUCUCAGACAAGAAACUCCACGAGACCUUACAAAGGCCAAACUUUUUCAUUUGCUUCUUAAGAAGCUUAUUCUUACAGGAGCUCCACAGAAAUCAGCUGGCUGAUACACACACGCACACACACACACACACACACACUCGGCUGUGCCAUCAGUCGAACCCACAGCAACACUACCGGGGAGUUUUAGUGUCAUGAGGUCAUGAGGUUUUGUUUUUUUUGUUUUUUUUUUUAAAAAAAGAAAAAAAUCACAGGGUAACCAUGAUUACCACAUGAUCUAAAUAAUCAUGCGUCAAACUUUUUAACCGACUGCUUGCUUUUCUUUGCUUGUGUUUUCUUUACUCUUGCUUAAGUUAUUGCUAAUUUACUGAACUAAAGUUUAAAACAUUCACAGCUAAAGCCAUCCAGCCUUUUUUUUUUUUUUUGUUACAUUUGGGUUUCUAUAAAACUGUAUCAUUUACAUUAGUAUGUGAAUAAGUAACUAAUAAACAAGUGUACAGAGCUA
Molecule: messenger RNA, 1529 nt
Organism: Pangasianodon hypophthalmus (striped catfish)
Lineage: Eukaryota; Metazoa; Chordata; Actinopteri; Siluriformes; Pangasiidae
Product: MOB-like protein phocein
Exons: 8
Coding region: 80-757 (225 amino acids)
Cellular component (GO): cytoplasm
Source: RefSeq, a predicted model, not a curated record